UUCAACGGUGCAAGCAAGAUCAAAUAUUGAGGAUGAAUUUUUUAUGUAGCUAGAUGACGGGUCCAUUUGAAAAGUUCGAAUAUUCGAUUUGCCCGAGCCUGGUCCUUCCCAGCUGUGCCUUAAAUAGUACCUCACUGCAUUUGCGUUUUCAUUCCAUGGCAGUUUUUUCGUAGCCUAAGAUUUGGUGGGGCUCUGUGUUUAAACUGUGGGUGCUGUAAAUGAGGUCUAAAUUCAUGGCAAAGGCCGCUCCAAAAGCGCUCUGCCAUGUCUGGCGGUGUUUUCAGCGUAGUAGCUAUGAUGCCUGUAAGUUUAGAGCAGCGUCGCCACUGUUGGGUACUUUGCCUUACCAGUGCAUUCACCGGCGUUACUUGGUCGAGGCGAGGCAGUCACCUCAAGUUCGGCCGUGGGUAUUUAAUGGCCAGCUGCUGCAGGAACAAUUGCACAAAAAUUUGAAGAAGAAUGAUGAGCGGAUGCGGUUGGAGCAAAUCAGCCCUCCGGAGUUGCAGAAGAUUACAGUGGAGGAUAUGAGAAGAUUGGCGAGAUUGGAUCGUUUAGAGGCCUUUAAAAGAAGGCUAGAGCAAAUUCCUCAUGAGCUCAUUUCGUACAGAGAGCUUCUGCGAGUCUGUAUGGUGUCAGCAGAGCGGAGUUCUGAAGAGGAAGCCGACGCAUUUGUUAAGAUCUUAGAUGAAUCGGGCCACAUUCUUGUGUUAGGCUCAACCGUUCACCUUCGUCCACACAAGGUGGUACGAGCUUUGGAGAUGGUGAUGGAACUGUCUGUGUCUCCCGAGGCCGAUCGUCGCAGCCUAGAGCUCGCAAAUUUGGAGGAUCAGAAGAAGAAAAUUGAUGAAGAAGCUGAGAAGCGGGCAAAGGCUGAAUUAUGGUGGGGAUUGGGGUUUUUCACCGUCAAGACGGCUCUUCUAAUGAGGUGGACCUUCUGGGAGCUAUCGUGGGAUGUAAUGGAGCCCGUAUGCUUCUUUCUCACGUCGGCUUACUUUAUGGCAGGAUAUGCAUUUUUCCUUGGGACUUCAACUGCUCCUACAUUUGAGGGCAUCUUCAAAGCUCGCUUCCAGGCGAGGCAGAGGCAGAUCAUGAAGGAGAGAAAUUUUGAUCUUGAACGCUUCAAACAACUUAAUAUGUUAUUCAAGCCAAAAAAAUCUAACGCCCGUUCUAACCAACUUUAGGACUAACUUCAUUUCAUGCAAAUUUUGCCCGGAAGAGUAUUAUAACUUUUCUUUUCUUUUCCUUCUCAUCUAAUCCUAUAAUCUUACGUUUUAGGUUCAGACAUUUCUAUGGUUUCAUUUUUAAAACGGAAGCUUGAUAUUUCUUUUUGAGAUCA
Messenger RNA from Cryptomeria japonica (Japanese cedar), 1336 nucleotides. RefSeq names its product calcium uniporter protein 4, mitochondrial. NCBI's taxonomy places the organism in Eukaryota, Viridiplantae, Streptophyta, Pinopsida, Cupressales, Cupressaceae. The record is from RefSeq and is a predicted model, not a curated record. Bases 219 to 1181 code for a protein of 320 amino acids. Gene Ontology annotation, cellular component: mitochondrial inner membrane; uniplex complex. The transcript is spliced from 2 exons. Gene Ontology annotation, biological process: mitochondrial calcium ion homeostasis; calcium import into the mitochondrion. Gene Ontology annotation, molecular function: calcium channel activity; uniporter activity.